Messenger RNA from Zasmidium cellare ATCC 36951, 2448 nucleotides. Its product is annotated as glycoside hydrolase family 31 protein. The record is from RefSeq and is a predicted model, not a curated record. Gene Ontology annotation, molecular function: alpha-glucosidase activity. Lineage: Eukaryota; Fungi; Ascomycota; Dothideomycetes; Mycosphaerellales; Mycosphaerellaceae. The coding region runs from base 1 to 2448 and encodes 815 amino acids. The transcript has a single exon. Gene Ontology annotation, biological process: N-glycan processing; carbohydrate metabolic process.
AUGCAAAUACGAGCCGAGUCGCCACGAGCCAGCGUUGUUGGUGGCGAGAAAGACCAGCAGUACAGAUUUACAGUACUCGGUGAUGGCUUACUCCGAAUGGAAUGGGCUCCAGACUCCGUGUUUGAAGACCGACCAUCAGCCUUUGCAAUGUACCGAGACAAAGCAAAGAUUCCCAAAUACAAAGUCGAAGAGUCGGACGACAAGCUCGAGAUCAUCACCUCCCGUUUCCAGCUCACAUAUAACAAGCGCGAGUUUGCAGCCCAUGGUCUCUAUGCCUUGGUUUUCGGCUUCACUAGAAGUCUGUGGCGUUUCAAGGAACAAGGCCAGCCUAAUCUGGGAGGAACAUACCGCACACUGGACAAUUACGACGGACGUAUCAAUCGAGAGGAUGGCACGCCAAUACCGCUUGAGGAGGGCGUUGUGUCUCCGAAAGGAUAUGCACUUCUCGACGACUCAAGCUCUAUGCUCUUUAGCGAUGAUGGCUUCGUGGCAUCUCGAAAGCCCGGACCCGAUAGAAUAGACUGUUACUUGUUUGCAUAUGGACAUGACUAUCGCCAGGCUAUCAAAGCUCUGUACAGCAUCUCUGGACCUCCACCUGUGCUGCCAAGGUGGACGCUGGGUAACUGGUGGAGUCGAUACUACGAAUAUACCACCAAGUCAUACCUGGCUCUGAUGGAUCGAUUUCGACAAGAGGGCAUCCCUUUGUCUGUGGCUGUGAUCGACAUGGACUGGCAUCUCGUCGACGACCCGAAGGUGAUCGAAGCAGGGCAGACGGGAUGGACGGGCUAUACAUGGAACAAGAAGCUCUUCCCAGAUCCUCCCAAAUUUCUCGAGGAACUACACAAGCGCAAUCUCAAGGUCACGCUCAACGACCAUCCAGCCGAUGGCAUUCAUAGCUACGAAGAUGUGUACGCAGAUGUGGCCAAGGCUGUGGGACAUGACGCUUCAGAUGGUGCCCCAAUACCGUUCGAUGCAGUCAAUAGAGACUACCUGAAGGCUUACUUUGAGAUUGUCCUGGGUUCGCUUGAGAAAGAUGGAUGUGACUUCUGGUGGAUUGAUUGGCAACAGGGCUCUUUCUCGCUUUUGAAAGAUGUUGAUCCCUUGUGGGUGCUGAACCAUUUUCACUUCCUUCGCAACAGUCAGAUCACAACCAACUCAGAGCCGGUGAUCUUCUCUAGAUAUGCAGGACCAGGAAGUCAUCGAUAUCCCGUGGGCUUUUCCGGCGACACGUACACCACCUGGGCCAGCCUCGACUUUCAACCACAGUUCACUGCCAUGGCGUCCAACAUUGGCUACGGUUGGUGGAGUCACGAUAUCGGAGGACACAUGCUUGGUGUCAAAGAUGACGAACUGAUCGUACGUUGGAUCCAAUUCGGUGUCUUCUCGCCCAUCAUGCGGCUCCACUCGACCAAGAAUCGAUGGGUCACCAAGGAACCGUGGAGAAUGUCUGCCCAGCCACGAAGCAUCGUCACGAACUUUCUUCAACUACGACACCGUCUAAUACCUUACUUACAGAUCAUGAACCAUCGAGCGGCCUUCCACGGCGAGCCUCUAGUUCAGCCCAUGUAUUGGUCAUAUCCCAAGCAUGACGAGGCUUACAAAGUACCUAAUCAGUACUUCUUCGGCUCUGAAAUGAUCGUGAUGCCAAUCACCACACCGCAGGACAAAUCACUCGGACUUGGCAAAGUCAAAGGCUGGCUACCCCCUGGAAGAUAUGUGGAUUUCUUCACCGGCAUGACGUACACAGGCGGAAGAGAGAUGUGGUUCAGCCGUGAGCUCGAUCACGUUCCUAUGUUAUUACCAGCAGGCUCGAUCGUACCCAUAGAGAGUUCGCUUGUGCCUCUGAAUGGAGGAGAAAGACCUGACCCUGUUCAAAUCUGCAUAUAUGUUGCCCCUGGCGCAGAUGGCUCCUUCGACUUGCUUGAGGAGCCCGGGAACAAGACAAAGUCAGCUUCCGAAGAUCCAGCCAACUGGGAUCGGAUCCCAAUCAAGUUUACACAAGCCGACGGUACUCUGCUAAUCGGCCCUGCUAAGCUUGCAAGCAAGAACAAAGCCAGCCCUCGGUCCUGGAGUGUACGCGUCUUGGGUAUUGAGAGACCUGCAAACGUUCGAGCCACAGCAGAUGACGUUUCACUGGAGGUUGAAGUCGUUCAGGAAGGCAACGGUGUUUUGAUCAAUCUCAAAGACGAGCACUUCUCUCCAACAGCGGCCAUCUCCAUUGAGCUUGGCUCGAAGUCGGAACUUCAACAAAAUCGACCUAUGGAGUUGACUGAGAAGAUCAUUCAGAAUGCACAGAUUGAUUAUGAUAUCAAGGACAAAGUCUGGGCUGUUCUGAGCGAUGACACACUGACUUCAUCGGCUCGUUUGGUGCGGUUACAGACGUUGGAGAUGAGUGAGAAUCUACGGCUUGUCUUGACGGAGUAUCUGUCAGCCUUGUCUGAAGAUUGA